ACACGGCUGUGGACGCCAUUGGGACCAGGUGCCUUGCAUGGGUUAACUGCCCUGAAGGAUCUCACCACCUCAGACGGGAAUGGCUAGAGCGCAGCUCUCCUCAUCUACUGGGAGUUUCUCAGCAGUGUGGAGAACCAGCCAUAACAGACAUAUAAUGGAGGUCACCUUUAACCAAAGCACCUUCACCUUCAUAAAUGCAUCUGCAGCGUCAUCUGAGGUGUCUGAAAUCGUGGAUAAGGCCAUAAGCCUGGCCACUGUAGUCAUCCUCUUCAUCACCAUGGUUUCCCUUGGCUGCACUAUGGAAAUCUCUAAGAUAAAGGCCCAUAUCUGGAAGCCCAAAGGAGUGGCCAUCGCCGUGGUGGCUCAGUAUGGCAUUAUGCCACUCACAGCCUUCUCCCUGGCCAAGUUGCUUCAGCUGGGCCCCAUGGAGGCUGUGGCAGUGUUGGUGUGUGGCUGUUGUCCAGGGGGAAACCUUUCCAACAUCCUGGCCCUCGCACUCAAGGGAGACAUGAACCUCAGUAUUGUGAUGACAACCUGCUCCACUGUGUUGGCGCUCGGUAUGAUGCCCCUACUCCUCUACCUCUACUGCCGAGGCUUCUCCGGUCUGGAGGCCGCUGUGCCCUACACUGGCAUCACCAUCAGCUUGGUCAUGACCCUGCUGCCCUGCGCCAUCGGCAUCUUCAUCAACUACAAAGCGCCGCAGCAGGCCAAAAUCAUCACCAAGGUUGGGAUGAGUAUACUGCUGUUGGCAUUCACUACCAUUGGUGUUCUGGCUGGCAUCACACUGGGCAGUACCAUCCUCAUGGUGACGUCACCUCCACUCAUGAUCACAGCAGCGCUGAUGCCACUGAUUGGAUACAUACUCGGAUAUGUUUUGUCUGUUCUCUUCAAGCUCAACGAACCUUCUAGGAGGACUGUUGCUAUGGAAACAGGUUGCCAGAACCUCCAACUGUGUUCCACCAUCCUAAAGGUGGCUUUUCCGCCUGAGGUCAUUGGGCCGUUCUACCUCUUCCCCUUUGUCUACAUUGUCUUCCAAGUGUCCGAGGCGUUGGUCUUCAUCAUCAUCUUCAGAUGCCAUGAGAGGCUGAAAUCUUCAAAGGAAAAAGUGCUGUAUCACCAGGGCCUCCAAGACCUUCAGUAAAAACCUGACACAAAGGCAAAUGACUCACAAAUAUACCAUCCAAAGACGCACAGGCUGCCAAAGGCUGGUGUUAUUUUUCUCUCAUUCACCAAUACUAUAACGUUUUUUCUUAAAUUUGUUCUAGAGAAAGGUCCUGAGAAAAAGUUUGUCAAAUUUAUGACGUUCUAAAAGUGUCUGCACCUUUGUGCUCUUGAAUGUGUUUAGAUAAUGGUCUAUGCCAAGAAAAAUUCCUCAAUAAAAAACACUGGUGAUUCCCAAA
Molecule: messenger RNA, 1400 nt
Organism: Pygocentrus nattereri (red-bellied piranha)
Lineage: Eukaryota; Metazoa; Chordata; Actinopteri; Characiformes; Serrasalmidae
Gene: slc10a1
Product: solute carrier family 10 member 1
Exons: 5
Coding region: 80-1141 (353 amino acids)
Biological process (GO): bile acid and bile salt transport
Cellular component (GO): membrane
Molecular function (GO): bile acid:sodium symporter activity
Source: RefSeq, a predicted model, not a curated record